This is a messenger RNA of Fonsecaea multimorphosa CBS 102226, 444 nucleotides long. RefSeq lists its product as uncharacterized. NCBI's taxonomy places the organism in Eukaryota, Fungi, Ascomycota, Eurotiomycetes, Chaetothyriales, Herpotrichiellaceae. The transcript has 2 exons. Bases 1 to 444 code for a protein of 147 amino acids. The record is from RefSeq and is a predicted model, not a curated record.
AUGGGAUCUCUCGACUCAUCCUCCUCACUCAUAACGGGGCUCGCCCACGUCAAUCUCACCGUCCCAGCCGGCACGCUCGAGCAAGCCAACGAAUUCUAUGGCACAACUAUGGGUCUCACGCCCCGUGCGGUCCCGCACUUGCAAAAGGGCACUUUAGCAUGGUUCGACAUUGGUUCUUCGGGACAGCAAGUGCACGUCGCUUUCGGAGCACCCUCGGAUUUUGAAAAGAAGUCAUCGAGACAUCCGUGCUUCAAGUUGUCGUCUCCAGAAGCGCUGUUGCAGUUGAGGCAGAGGAUCUGGGAGCAUUUCGUGAGGGGCGGCGAGGCAGCGCCGACCGAGGCGGAUAAGCCCGGAGAUGUCAAUUCAGGAGCUCAAGGCGUGGAAUAUCCAUCACGAUUCUUCGCGAGAGACUACGCUGGGAAUAGGCUGGAGUUCAGCCUUUAG